AUGGCCGCGUCCUCGCCGUCGUCCUCCCCUCUCCCCGGGGGCGGGGACGACGCGCGCGGCGAUACCUACGACGAGCAGCUCGCCAUCGUCCGCGCGCUCAAGUCCUCGGGCGCGGGCGCGGAACGCAUGCGCGUCGCCACCGCGCGCCUCGCCGAGCUCAAGCGCGCGGGAUGGGUCCCGAGGUUCACGCCCUCGCGCAAGUUCGCGAUGCAUUCGACCGCCGCCGGGGGGAGCGGAGCCACCGGCGACGAUGCGCACCGCGACGGAGACGACACGACGGCGGUGGGCGAGAAGAAGCGAAAGGCGUCGCGCAGAGGGGGGCCCACGGUGACCUGCCCCGCGUGCCGCCAACUCGUCAAGGCUUCCCACCCGGAUCAAUUCCGCGAGCACCUGCGCAAGUGCGCCCCGGACGCGGUGUCCGCCGUCGCGAAGGAUCAGUGGCGCGACGUCGCCGCCGCCGUGGACGCGGUGGAGGCGCACGAGGCGACGCUGCUCGAGGACGCCAGGCGGCUGAGCUUCCGGGACGGUCGGACGCGCGAGGAAGUGGCGAUAGCGCUGGGGGUGUCGCCCGAUCGAGUUCGAUCGACGCUGCGGCGCGCGUCGAGAGCCGUGCCCCUCGUCGCGGACCCCACGCCGCUCGACGUGAUCCACGAGGACGACGACGUGCUGGUGGUGAACAAACCCCCGGGCCUACGGUUCCACCCCGUGCACAGGUUCGAGGGUAACUCGCUGCUCUCGCGGGCCAUCGGGCACGUCCGCCGGUCAGGUCGAGACGAUGACCGGUUGGACGGGGACGCGGCUGGCGACGGACACGCGCACGUCCCGCACGUGGUUCACAGGCUGGACAUGGACACCAGCGGCGUGUGCGUGCUCGUCAAGCGGCCGGAACUGGUGGACGGGUUCGCGCGGCAGUUCCGGGGCGACGCCGGGGAACGCCGAGCCGUGAAGGAGUAUUUGGCGAUCGGCGUCGGCGCGGCGCCCCCCGGAGUCACCGGAUGCGUCGUCAAAGCCGACUGGAAGCCACCGGAAGCUUCUGGAAACGAACAAACAACCGCGGCAGAGUUCAUCGGGGUGGAGUUCACGGUGGACGCGCACGUGGGACCUCACGCGUCCAUCCCCGAGGCUCGCGCCGUCCACCGCCCGCCGCCGACACCCGAACGGAUUCCGAAAAGAAACGGAUCAGGCGGCGACCCCGACGCGCCGAAACCCGCGCGCACGGACGUCCGGAUCGUCUCGUCCUCGCGCGUGCCGAUCGACGUGAACGACGACGGCGACGUGAUGCAAAGCCUGACGGCUGUGCUGGCGAGGGUGAGGCUACACACCGGUCGGACGCACCAGAUUCGGGUUCACAUGGCUCACGCGGAUCUCCCGAUCCUCUCGGACCCCCUGUACGGCCCGCACAUCCGGUGGGACGGCGCGUCGCCGUGCGCGGACGCGUCCACGAGCGCGAUUCUGCCGCCGGGGGUUGACGCGGAUGUUUGGGGCGGACCGAGGUGGCUGGGGAGGCAGGCGCUGCACGCGGCGAGGCUCACGCUGAGGCAUCCCGAGACGAAUGAGGAGAUGACGUUUGAGGCGCGCGCGCCGGAGGACAUGCGAGGGGCGUGCGUCGCGCUGGGGCUGGACCCGGACGCUUGGUGA
Molecule: messenger RNA, 1638 nt
Organism: Micromonas commoda
Lineage: Eukaryota; Viridiplantae; Chlorophyta; Mamiellophyceae; Mamiellales; Mamiellaceae
Exons: 1
Coding region: 1-1638 (545 amino acids)
Biological process (GO): pseudouridine synthesis
Molecular function (GO): RNA binding; pseudouridine synthase activity
Source: RefSeq, a predicted model, not a curated record